AUGAUGGCUAAGAAAUGUUUCGAGCCAAGGUGUAUGAAUGAGGUUGAGCAUUCAUGCAAAUGCUCUUCUCUUGAGACUUUAUUGCGCAGAGAGCAUAUCGGGGAGCAUGUAAACUUGCCUAAUAGAGUUCAUAGUCUUGAAUCGAUUUUUAUGCAGCCUUAUGUAGGGACAAAAGAAGCAAUUCUUGAAUUCCUUACCAAAGAAAAGUCAAAAUAUAGCAGUUAA
This is a messenger RNA of Blepharisma stoltei, 225 nucleotides long. The record is from the annotation of a GenBank genome assembly. NCBI's taxonomy places the organism in Eukaryota, Ciliophora, Heterotrichea, Heterotrichida, Blepharismidae.